CGACUUAAAAUCAUCAUCUAGAUCAGGAUAUGACCGCUAAGAUCUCAGAGUUUGGCAUGGCAAACCUUGUUGGAGUGGAAGAAACACAAGGCAAGACGAGUAAAGUUGCUGGCACAUAUGGCUACAUGGCACCGGAAUAUGUUAUGCAAGGCCAAUUUUCUGUCAAGUCAGACGUGUUCAGCUUUGGAGUCUUGAUGCUAGAGACUAUUAGUGGCCUGAAGAACUCUUCAUUCCCUCAUUCACAAUAUGGUCUAAGCCUGCUUGACUAUGCGUGGAGGCUGUGGAGGGAAAACAGGGCAACUGAACUAUUAGACGAAUCACUGACUCAUUCAAGCGACGGAAGUGAAGUGACAAGGUGCAUCCAUAUUGGGUUGCUAUGCAUUCAGGAGGAUGCAACACGAAGGCCAACAAUGUCGUCUAUUGUUCUCAUGCUCAGUAGCAGCUCUUUGACUCUUCGUGCGCCUUCGGCUCCUGCUUUCAUUUUGGGGAGAAGCAGAGUGUACUCAGACACCUCAAAGACUGCCUCAUCUGCAGCAAGAACGGAGUCAGACAUGUCACGGAGUGGUUUAGUCCCAAAAUCUGAAAAUGAUAUGACCAUUUCCAAGGUUGAAGCUAGAUAA
Molecule: messenger RNA, 620 nt
Organism: Nymphaea colorata (pocket water lily)
Lineage: Eukaryota; Viridiplantae; Streptophyta; Magnoliopsida; Nymphaeales; Nymphaeaceae
Product: cysteine-rich receptor-like protein kinase 7
Exons: 3
Coding region: 30-620 (196 amino acids)
Biological process (GO): protein phosphorylation
Molecular function (GO): protein kinase activity; ATP binding
Source: RefSeq, a predicted model, not a curated record